CAAAUUUGCAAAUUUUAUUAAUUAAUAGUGGAAACAAAGCAUUAAUUAAAAAAUAUCAGCACCUAAUAUAAUAUACAAACAAUAACAACUUAAACAUAAAAGAUACAAAAAUUUUAAAAUUAAUUUACAGAAAUGGCUAACUCUUAAGAUUAAUCUGUUUAGCACAAGGAAAUAGAAGUAUAGACAACACCUAGAAAUAAUUCCCUUUAAUAAAAUUAGCAUUUGCUUGAUUAAAAUGACAUGGUAAUACAGGAUUAGAAUAAUCACCACUAAUAUUAAGAGAAUCAUAAUGAGCAAUAAGAUUUUCAGCACUAAGAUAAUUCAUUAGAAAUGAAUAACUUCGAAUAUAAAUCAUAUUUGAAUCCUGAUUAAGCAAAAUCUCCUAGCCAAUAAUAGUAGGCAUCUGCAGCAGCACCAUAAGUUAUAAAAAAGAAAUGUGAAAAUUGCACAAGUGGUUAAGUAGCUUAAAGGCUAAAGCAACAAUAGUAAGAAGUGCACAAACUAAAGAUAUAAAACGAUAAGUUAUUAGCUUAACUUAGGCAAAUGAGUAUUCAAUUAGAUGAAACUUUAGAGAAGUUUAAAGUAAAAAAGAAUGAAAAGCCAGCAUUAAAUUAAGAAUAAACAAGAAGGGACGUCAAUGAAAGUGAGUUAGAAAAUGCUAAAUAAUAAUUAGAGUUUUAUACGAAAUAAAUAGCAAUGUAUGCAAAUUAGGAUUAAGAAUUUAGUUCCAACAGAGUUAAUUAAUGGUAGUAAUCGCUGAAAGAAAUAGAUUAUUAAUUAAAUGAGGCUAAGGUGUUCAAUAAAAAUUUGCUUUAUAUAAAGAGAGAAUAAGAAAGGACUAUGCAAUCAAAUAAAGAGAGCACCAAAAUUAAAAUGCUUAGAGAUGAAACUAUGCAUUUAAAGAGUCUUAUCAGAGAAGCUAGAAGGGUUUUAAAAGAUAAUGAAAAAGGUUUUAAAAAAACAUAAGAACACACUGAAAAACUUAAAUUAAGACAUGAAGAAGUGUGUAAAUAAUUUGGUGUUCCUUUUGCUCCCUUUGAAAGUUUGGCAAAAGAUGAAAGAAUAGAAAUUAAAAUAGAAGAUGAAAAAGACAAAGGCAAAUUUCACGUGCUAAAAAUCAAUGAAGAGAAUAUUUUUAAAUUGUAGAAUCACUUAAAAAUCGUAGAUGAUAGCAUAAAUGCAUCAAAAAAACAAUUUAAAGUUGAUAUUAAAUAGUAAUAAAAAAUAUUAGAUCAUGUAUCUAAAGAAAAAUAAGAUAUAUAGGUUUAGCUAGAUAGAAGAGAAAAAGAAUUGCAAGAAGCUUAUGACAGCUUAAAUAACUUUAAAGCUAUUGCAUCUAAUAGUACUUCAAAUUUAAACGGCUUAAAGGUAAUAGAAGCAUCUAAACCUACUAAAUCGGGUUCAUUACAAGUUAUAGCUCCUUAUGUCAAGAAAUAUAAAGUUCAAAAAAACGAUUUAAAAGGAUUACCUCUUAAUGACAAAAAUUAAUUAGCAUCAAGAUGA
Messenger RNA from Tetrahymena thermophila SB210, 1503 nucleotides. RefSeq lists its product as hypothetical. The transcript is spliced from 9 exons. The record is from RefSeq and is a predicted model, not a curated record. NCBI's taxonomy places the organism in Eukaryota, Ciliophora, Oligohymenophorea, Hymenostomatida, Tetrahymenidae.